This is a messenger RNA of Lactuca sativa (garden lettuce), 1213 nucleotides long. Lineage: Eukaryota; Viridiplantae; Streptophyta; Magnoliopsida; Asterales; Asteraceae. The record is from RefSeq and is a predicted model, not a curated record.
AGGCGGUGAGGAUGUCAUCCAAAAUUAUGUAUUGCAUUCAUACGAUGUGCAGCAUCGUUUGUUUAAUUUCGUGUUAGAUAGAGAUUUUUGGAGCUCAUUGUUUGGGCAUACACACGACGGAUGGUUGGAGUCAGCGGUAAAUAAAUUGUUAAUUAAUUCUUUUAAAAGUUAAUUGUUUUUUAGUCAAUAACAAAAGUAUCAUGUGUGCAGCAUAUAACCAUUUGGUACCGACUUUUGAUGGAGAGACGGUUUGAGAGCGACCGACAUACAAUAAUGCCUCCAAAUUUUUUUGUUUCUCAUGCUUUGGAAGAAGGACAGGACUGGAGGGCGUUUAUGGCUGGUAUUGCUACAUACCCUAACUUCAUGGUUGCUUGGUGGGAUGUUGAUACGGUCUUAUUGCCGAUUCAUUCAUCCCCUAAUCAUUGGCUAUUUGGGGAACUACGAUUAGCGUCAAUGGAAGUGCAUAUUUAUGACAGUCUUGGUAGAGGUGCUUAUGAAAAAUUCCAAUCCGAAGGAAUCUUUUCCAAAUUUGAACGUCGGGUGGCAAAUUAUUUGGACAAGAUUAAGUAUUGGGCGCGGAGGAACAUCCCAAGGAUUCCAUUGAAUAUGCAAUUCAUUUAUGAAGAAAACGUUCCCCAACAAAGUAGUCAUUUGGGAGAUUGCGGUGUUUUUCUUUGUAUGUUUAUGGAGCAAUUGGUUUCAGGUCAACCAAUACGUGUUCUUAUUGACCCAAAGAACGCAGCUUUAGAGUUUCGUCUCCGGAUGGCAAAAAUUAUUUGGGGGUCUAGUCUUGCUCCUCUGUAGUUGGAUUAUAUAAAUGUAUAUACAAAUUAAUGUUGGAUUUCAUUAUUAGUUUAUCUUUAGAGUUUACUCAACGGAUGACAAAAAAUAUAACGUUACGACAAUUACCACAAUUUAAUGACCUACUAAUUACUUAUCAAUAAAUUCAAAACAUAAGAACGACCACAACAUUUGUUUUAACGUUACAAAUACAACAAUUUAUUGACCUAACAACUUCAAAACCAUAAAAACAAUAUUGAAAAGCUUACAACUUGUAAACAAGAACUGCCAAGAACAACACCCAACUACAAACCAACGCUAUCUUUAACUUCUUAUUUUCUGAUUGAAAGAGCUUAUUAGAGUUAGCUACUUUAGCUAUUACCAUAGAAGAUUGGUCCUUCUCUUCAUCAACCCAACUGAUAAACCCGCAUUU